AUGCCAGGCCAUGAGUGCCACGCUGCUCCCUUGCUCACCGAGUCCGCCGGUGAAGUAGCUUUUAACGCUGCACCCCUAGGAAUUCCUCCGGUAGCUGCGAGAGCGAACAUAGUGGCCGCAUGCUGCGCCUCUUUCUGUAUAUCCCCGAUUGUAACCUUGGUUGACAAAUCAGUAGUACUGAGUGCCACGGGGAGGGGCCCUCUGGUGCCCUGUUUGCUUGAUUCCCUCAUGCGUGUUAUUCGGAGUCCGCUAGGAUUCCUGAGGGGCCGGGACUUCAAAGUAGUAUUUGGGGUAUAUGCCGGGACAUACCUGGCGGCUAAUGCGUCAGAAACCAUCGGGGCGGCAUUCCACAGCACUUCUGCGCUUCCCAAGUUUGUCGGGAUCACUCUCUGCAAUGUAUUUCUUUGUGUAAGGAAAGACAUCAUCUUUUCCCGCCUGUAUGGGGCACCUCAAGGGGCAGGCGGGUACUACAAGGACUUCCCUCUGGCAUCUGUGGGCCUGUUCCUAGCCAGAGAUGGACUAACCAUUGCCUCAGCCUUCAAUCUACCUCCUCUUCUGGCAAACAUCCUCGUGCGCUGGGCAGAAAAUACAACGGAUGCCCUCGACGGCCCAGAAAGUGAAGUUCUUGUCUCUCGCGGAGGCCAAGAAAAACUACGACAUACACAGAAACAGCUGCAGCACCAAUCACCACGGCAUCAGAGCCACUAUCACGGCACCCAAGAAGACGGGCACCAGCCAAAUGAAUUGCAGGACGGCAAGCAGAGAACGUCUGUUCCACAAUCUGCAGGGGCGUUUCCCGAUGGUUCUCUCCGCGCUUCGCUCUCGAGGGGCCCUUUGUGGGCUUUACGACGGUGGAUUCUUACCGAGCCCCUGGCAGCUUCUUCAAUGGCCCAGGUGCUGUCACCUGUGGGAAUUCAGUUGGUGUCUACCCCGCUUCAUCUGCUUUCUCUAGAUCUGUACCACAGGCCCACAGCCACGUUUGGACAAAGGCUCAGCGCCCUUUCAUGGGCUUACUGCCCUGCAGUUAUCGCGAGGGCUGCCCGCAUUGUGCCCGCAUUUGGAGUUGGAGGCCUCGUCAAUUCCAGAACUCGGAACAGCUUGACUGCAGCAGAUGGAGAGACUGCAGUGACAUGUACCCUUUCUAAGACAACACAGUACAAGUAG
Molecule: messenger RNA, 1164 nt
Organism: Cyclospora cayetanensis
Lineage: Eukaryota; Apicomplexa; Conoidasida; Eucoccidiorida; Eimeriidae
Exons: 2
Coding region: 1-1164 (387 amino acids)
Cellular component (GO): mitochondrion
Source: RefSeq, a predicted model, not a curated record